Messenger RNA from Aricia agestis (brown argus), 1105 nucleotides. RefSeq names its product holocytochrome c-type synthase (gene Cchl). The coding region runs from base 111 to 878 and encodes 255 amino acids. The record is from RefSeq and is a predicted model, not a curated record. Gene Ontology annotation, molecular function: holocytochrome-c synthase activity. Gene Ontology annotation, cellular component: mitochondrion. Gene Ontology annotation, biological process: cytochrome c-heme linkage. NCBI's taxonomy places the organism in Eukaryota, Metazoa, Arthropoda, Insecta, Lepidoptera, Lycaenidae. The transcript has 5 exons.
CUGUCAUACGACACAGCAUAUUUAUGAAAAAGUUCUUGUAACUUUGAAUUUAAAAUGAGUAGUGUACACGCCUAACCUUGUCAACUUACGUAAGGUAAUCUAACGCAAAAAUGGGAAACACAGUGACUGCAGAAUCUCUCCAUCCCCAAGUAACCGGUAAUAAUGAGAACCCACCACCUGAGUGUCCGAUGCAUAAUAAAAAUGCCCAAAAGGAAGAGGUUAAGAAACCACCCUCCGAAUGUCCAGUCAGUGAUAACAACAUUAAUCCUUAUAACAUGAUGCCACCUGCUAAUCAACAACCUGCACCUGAUCAACCAUUUCCUCUUCCAACUCAAAGACAAGUGUCAACAAUACCCAGAGCCAUGCCUGAUGGUUCUACAGAGUUUUGGGUAUAUCCAAGUCAGCAGAUGUUCUGGAAUGCUAUGCUUCGUAAGGGAUGGAGAUGGAAUGAUGAUCAAAUUAAACCCAAAGACAUGGAAGACAUUAUCAGAAUACACAAUGCAAAUAAUGAGCAAGCUUGGCAAGAAGUCCUGAAGUGGGAAGCUCUACAUGCAAAGGAAUGUGGUCACCCAAGGCUCAAGAGUUUUGGUGGGAAAGCCUCUGAUUACAGUCCAAGAGCUAAAAUGCGCUCUUGGCUUGGAUAUGAGCUCCCCUUUGACCGCCACGACUGGAUUGUGGACAGAUGUGGCAAAGAUGUACGCUACAUCAUUGAUUACUAUGAUGGAGGUGAAGUGGACAACAAAUACCAAUUUGCCUUGCUUGAUGUCAGACCAGCGCUUGAUUCUUUUGAAAACUGGUGGGAUAGAAUGAAGGUCAUGUACAUGAGAUAUCGCUAUGAAAUUGUGGGCGAAAAGGAUGGAAGUAAAUUAACCAACUGAAUACAAAUUUUACUUAUAUUCUUAGUUAUUAGACAUGUUAAAUUAGUCCCCUUGAAUUUUAAAUUAUUGAUAAUGUAACCAACUCAAUGUUGUGUGGGGUUCUUCUGUCGACAGUCAGUGUCACCGCAGCAACUCUUUGUGAUUGUUUUACUUAAUUAUUGAUAAAGUAUUAUUGUUGACUAUUAGGUUAUAAAGAUAACUAAAUUAAAGGCAAUAUGUUGAAAGUU